AUGUUGGCGUGCGUCGCGUUGACGGCACUCGCGAUCGCGUCUGUAGUAUCACAGUUCGAGUACUCCUUAUCCGGUGAUAUACCCACUUACAUUAAAAGAGGGCUACGUCAAAAGAAUCGAUUUAAACCUAUGCCUCGAGAGAAAAAACGGAUUAUCUCCAACCUAACGUUACAAGAAGUGUUCGAGAAAAUAAAAGAUAUUACGAGAGCCCUUAAUCAGCAUGCGAAGCGCAAUGGAUACUUUGUUGAUUAUAAAUUUCGGGUAUUGGGCCAGAGU
Molecule: messenger RNA, 276 nt
Organism: Brenthis ino (lesser marbled fritillary)
Lineage: Eukaryota; Metazoa; Arthropoda; Insecta; Lepidoptera; Nymphalidae
Source: the annotation of a GenBank genome assembly